This is a messenger RNA of Vicugna pacos (alpaca), 1987 nucleotides long. RefSeq names its product KIAA1191 ortholog. Gene Ontology annotation, cellular component: cytoplasm. The record is from RefSeq and is a predicted model, not a curated record. NCBI's taxonomy places the organism in Eukaryota, Metazoa, Chordata, Mammalia, Artiodactyla, Camelidae.
GGAAAGCUGUCGGCGGUUCCGGCAGCUUUGCUCGCCGGCAGCUUUGCUCCGUGUUCGGUGCUCUGGGCCUUCUGUGUCGCCACGGGCACAGCGCCGCUCACACCAUGGCUUGGGUCUUGAUUACGCCACAGCCUCUUGAGAGACUUGGGUCCUCGGAGCAUCUUUAGUGCCGGAGCUCGGGCCGCAGGCAGCUCCGCGGCGGCGGAAGAACAGAACCUCUGGAAUGGAUGGAUUCUUCCGGAGCAGCUUUGCUAAUUUGCAGCAGCUGGACAGUGUUCCUCGUUAAUAUCUGUCUGUCAGCCUAAUCGUCACAUCAUUUCACCCUGGUGGCAGGGACUCAGCUCCGAAUUCUGUAUAGAAAAAGCACCUGGAUUGCGGUCUUACAAUGGCUUCGAGACAACCAGAAGUACCUGCUCUUGAGCCUAGCGGGCCUCUAGGCAAGAUGUCCCUGCCCAUCGGGAUGUACCGCCGGGCAUUCAGCUAUGAUGAUGCCCUUGAGGACCCUGCGCCCAUGACUCCCCCUCCGUCGGACAUGGGCAGCAUCCCCUGGAAGCCGGUGAUUCCAGAGCGCAAGUAUCAGCACCUUGCCGAGGUGGAGGAAGGAGAGGCCAGCGUCUCCUCCCUUGCUGUGCCCCAGCCAUCGGCCACUGACAGCACGGACAAGGUCCCCGUGGUGAAGGCUAGAGCUACCCGUGUCAUCAUGAGCUCUCUGAUCACAAAACAGACCCAGGAGAGCAUUCACCGUUUUGAGCAACAGGCAGGGCUGAGAGAUGCUGGCUACACACCCCACAAGGGCCUUACCACCGAGGAGACCAAGUACCUUCGAGUGGCAGAAGCACUCCACAAGCUGAAGCUGCAGAGCGGAGAGAUGACGAGAGAGGAGAAGCAGCCGGCCUCAGCCCCGUCCACUCCCAGCAGUAGCCCCCACUCCUCCCCCAAGCAGAAGCCCAGAGGCUGGUUCACUUCUGGUUCCUCCACAGCCUUACCUGGCCCCAGUCUUAGCACCAUGGAUUCUGGAAGUGGGGAUAGAGACAGAAGCUCGGCAGAUAAAUGGAGCCUUUUUGGACCAAGAUCCCUCCAGAAGUCUGAUUCGGGAGGUUUCGCCACCCAGGCCUACCGAGGCACCCAGAAGCCCUCUCCCAUGGAGCUGAUGCGCGUGCAGGCCACGCGAAUGGCUGAGGACCCAGCAAUGUUCAAGCCGCCCAAGAUGGACAUCCCGGUGACAGAAGGGAAGAGACAGCUGCCGCGGACCCACGACCUCAAAGCCCGCGACUUGAAUGUUCUCACACCCACUGGCUUUUAGAGCGCUUUCCGUCCCGGGGACUCUGGACAGAGGGUGCCCUGCGCCCAGCUCCCCUUUAACUUGGCUCUGACAUAGGAAAGGUUUUCUUGUUUUUGUUUUUGUUUUUCCAGAUCUCUUAAACUGAGGCUAGAGCUGGAGACAUAAUUGGUUUUCGAGAAACAUCAGUGCAAAGCUUGUCCUUGUGUGGAAGAAGCCAUUGUGCGUCGCUUUUAUUGAGACUCAGUAAACUCAGCAGUGAUGUGUGGGGGGCCUCAUGCCCUGUUUGUACCCUUUUCCUGCUCAAGAACUUGGCUCGUUGCUGACGAGGUAGAUAACGUUUGUGUUGUUCCAGAACCAAUGCUUCUUGAUUCCUUUCCCGCCGUCCACGUGAGCCCGGGCCAAUCACGGAGCAGAGGUGCUCGCUGACCAGCGCUGGCCCUCGUGGCUGUGCUCCAGCCUUGUCAGGUGGGGGCCCCCCGAUCUGCCUGAGGUCCGAGAGCAGUCGAGAGCCAGGCCUGGCAGGGAGCUGCUCCUCUGGGCGGAAGCCGGGGUCUCCUGGCUUUUCGGUUGGCCUAGUGGAUCGCUUGUCCCGCAGCCACUUCCUCCUGUGUGUGGCGCCUCCCGGGCCGGCGCUGUUGGGGGCAUGCUUCUCUCUCAUGUGUCACAGAACAAACACUAGUCUGACAGACCCUUUGUUGCACUUUA